This is a messenger RNA of Penicillium bovifimosum, 1350 nucleotides long. RefSeq names its product SUN domain-containing protein. The transcript has a single exon. Bases 1 to 1350 code for a protein of 449 amino acids. The record is from RefSeq and is a predicted model, not a curated record. NCBI's taxonomy places the organism in Eukaryota, Fungi, Ascomycota, Eurotiomycetes, Eurotiales, Aspergillaceae.
AUGAAGUUCCAGAUCACAUCAUCCGGCGCCUUGGCGCUUGUCGCCCUCAUUGGAAGUGCCGCCGCUAAACAUAGCCAUGGCCACAGCCAUCACCACGAGAUCCGGGAUGUGGCUUUGGAGAAGAAGAGCGGGAAGUGCCAAUUCCCCACCGACGCUGGCCUGGUUGCCAUUACCCCGAAUCUCGAUAACGCCGGUUGGGCUAUGAGCCCUGACGAGCCCUGCAAGCCUGGCAAUUACUGCCCAUACGCUUGCCCUCCCGGUGAGGUAUCCAUGCAGUGGGAUCCCAAGGCCACCUCUUACACCUACCCCUUGUCCAUGCGAGGUGGACUAUACUGUGAUGACGACGGCAAUAUUCAGAAGCCCUUCCCCAACCGCGACUACUGUGAGUCGGCUACUGGUGUCCUGAAGGCGCACAACAAGGCUGGAAAGUCUGUGUCUUUCUGCCAGACAGUGCUUCCCGGAAACGAGGCUAUGCUCAUUCCCACUUUGGUGGAGACGCUGGCCGAUCUGGCCGUGCCUGGCAUGUCCUACUGGUGCUCCACAUCUGCCCAGUACUACAUCAACCCUCCCGGUGUCACCACGGAGGAAGGCUGCGUCUGGGGUAGCUCCGAAAAGCCCGUUGGCAACUGGUCCCCGUACACUGCCGGUGCCAACACCGAUGCCGAUGGCAACACCUUCCUGAAGAUUGGCUGGAACCCUAUCUACCUGGAACCCACCACCCCCUUCCGCAACGAAAGGCCUGACUUCGGUGUCGAGAUUAACUGCGAGGGUGACGGCUGCGAAGGCCUGCCUUGCAAGAUCGACCCUGCUGUCAACGAUGUCAACGAGAUGGUUGGUGACGACAUCUUCGCCGGCGCUGGCGGUGCUAAGGGCUGUGUCGUUACCAUCCCUAAGGGUCAGACCGCCCAUAUCGUUGUCUUCGAGAAGGAGAGCGACGGCAGCACCUCGUCUGAGACGAUUCCGGUCUCCACUCCUAGCAGCACCAGCACCUCGACUCCUACUCCCACCUCAACUAGCACAACCGAGACCACCACUACCUCUACUCCCACUCCCACUUCAACCUCCACUUCAACCGCGACUGCCACCUCUACCUCUACCUCUACCAGCUCCACUACGACUCACGCUAUGAGCUCUGCUGUUUCCAGCACCAACCUGCCUAAGUCGAGCCCGACGCUGAGCUACACCUAUCAACCCCACAUUCUCACGGGUUCUGCCGAGAUUUUCAUGGCUUCCGCAACUACUGCUGCCGCCGCUUCCUCAUCCACCUCCACUGGCGAUGCUACCACCGCCGGCGUCUCUGUGUUGACCUUGGCCUUCGGCGCUAUGGCGGCCAUGGUUGCCAACUUCUAA